GCCGCCUAGUGGCGAGAGAGAGAGAGAGAGAGAGAGAGAGAGAGAAAGAAAGAAAGAGAGAAAGAGAGAGAAAGAAAGAAAGAGAGAAAGAGAGAGAGAAAGAGAGAGAGAGAGAGAGAGAGAGAGCGCAUGUCGCCUCCUGUUGCUGCGCCUCACUGUGGGAUCUGCUGUCGACCUUUCAGCCCGUUCACAUGAACGCAGAAAGCUUCUCUCCGCGUUUCCUCGCUAUGUUCGACCCGGAGGUUUCGGCGGAGUGAGCCAGCACAGCGUCUGCUCUGAGUCUGGAGGGGGAAACCUGGCUUGUGCUUAAGGAGAUUUAUUUUUAUUUUUUGACACAACUUGGCGUGUGUUACUGCCGGAGCUGUUUGUUUGCUGGGAAAGUGUGAAACAAGUGUCAGCAAGAGAGCAACACAUGUUUUUGGUGGAAAUGCGGCCGUCUGAAGUAUGAGAGCAGCAGCGAGGCACCGGCGGCCCUUCCAGCGGUUCUGCUGCUGUGGAGUCGGGCUGCUCGCUGUCAUUUGGCUCGCACAGGUCAUCCAGGCACCAGAGACGCAGUCUUCUGGGUUCGGGCCGGGCGUGAACGGUGGGGAGCAGCGAUGGACUCGCCGGCUGAUGCAGGAGAAGUCAGACAACCAGAGCGAGGAUCAGCCUCGAGCAGCCAUUCACGAGUUUCCAGAGGACAUCUUUACCAAGGAGCAGAGGAAGAAGGGGGCUGUUUGUCUGCAUGCACUCUGUGCCAUCUACAUGUUCUACGCUCUGGCCAUCGUCUGUGACGACUACUUUGUCCCUUCCCUCGAGAAGAUAUCCGAGAACCUGCAGCUCAGUGAAGAUGUGGCUGGGGCGACAUUUAUGGCGGCAGGCAGCUCUGCUCCAGAGCUUUUUACCUCUCUCAUUGCCGUUUUUAUCACCAAAGGAGACGUUGGAGUCGGCACGAUUGUCGGCUCUGCCGUCUUCAACAUCCUGGUCAUCAUUGGCCUGUGUGGGAUCUUUGCAGGCCAGACGGUGGUUUUGACGUGGUGGUCGCUUUUCAGAGAUUCCUCCUACUACAUCCUCUCUGUACUGACUCUCAUCAUGGUGAUCUAUGAUGCCACAGUUGUCUGGUGGGAGUCGCUGCUUCUCAUGACUAUGUAUGUAAUCUACAUAAUAAUCAUGAAGUUCAACUCUCAGCUUCUGGCGUUCACGACGCGCCAGCUCAGGAGCGCCGGGCCGUGCUGCCUCGGAUCAGAGAAUCACAGAGACAACAAGAUGGGAGACGAUGCCUCUGCUUGCAAUACCUCCAUAGUGCUUCUUAACAAAGGCCAAGCCAAUGGUCAUGAGUCCCCUCCGGUCAUGGUGGAUGAGCUUCUCAUCCUCAACCCCCACAAACUGUCCUUCUCUGACGCUGGCCUGCGCAUCAUGAUCACCCCCCACUUCUCUCCCCGCACCAGGCUCUCCAUGGCAGGACGCAUGCUCAUCAGUGAGAGACAGAGGCUGAUCGAGAGUUCAAAGAAUCAGCGGGAUGGCGAAGCCGGCCCGGGGUCACAAGGGGGAUCAACCAGUAACAGUCUGAAGAGGACGGGCUCCUGCUGUCUGGAGAACGGAGGCAGAAGACCUGGGGUAGGAGACGCAGAGUCAGGAGACAAGUCAGGAGACAAGCUAGGAGACAAGCUAGGAGACAAGCUAGGAGUUGAGGUGGGCCAGACAGAGGAAGAGGAGGAUGACUAUGGGAUUUUCAGCCCUGUGCGCGUACCAGGAAGCUGCUGUGCGCGGGUGACAUGGUUGAUCAAGUGGCCUCUGGGCCUCCUGCUCUACUGCACUGUGCCUAAUUGUAUUCUGCCACGCUGGCACCGCUGGUUCAUGGUCACCUUUGUGGCCUCCACCCUGUGGAUUGCUGUCUUCUCCUACCUCAUGGUGUGGAUGGUCACCAUCAUCAGUUUCACUCUCGACAUCCCAGACUACAUCAUGGGUAUAACCUUCCUGGCAGCAGGGACCAGUGUGCCAGACUGCAUGGCAAGUCUGAUUGUAGCUCGACAAGGCAUGGGGGACAUGGCGGUGUCUAACUCCAUAGGCAGCAAUAUCUUUGACAUCCUGCUGGGUUUGGGUUUCCCCUGGGCUUUGCGUACCCUUGUGGUGGAGCACGGAUCAUCAGUCCCCAUAAAUAAUAAGGGACUUGUGUAUUCAGUCGUCCUGCUGCUGGCAUCCGUGUUUCUAACGGUGAUGUGUGUUCAUCUGAACCACUGGAGGCUGGAUCGCCGGCUGGGUCUGGGUCUGUUGUUUCUCUAUGCCAUCUUCCUGCUCUGCUCCAUCUUCUUCGGGCAGAUGUGAGGCCUUAAGGUCAAAGGUCAACCCUGUCGGUGAACAUGAUGAGUAUCUACCUUUCUACCACACGUCCUCUUUCCUGAAGCCGAAAAGGAGAGGCCACUUUGUUGUGUUCCUUGUGAGAGUUUCUGUGCACCUCUGGAGGCGAUCUGUACACAUGCAACUACACAACACACUAAAGUCUUUUAUCAAGAGCACAAUUGUAUUCUCCCUGUUGUGCAGUGCAGUUUUUAAAGUAUCAAAUUGGGUGACUUACCAACAUAUGUAAUGACAUGGCAGAUGGAAGUAGCAGGCUUGUGAAGCAGGAAGGGACACCAACAAUGUGUCGUCACUAUUUGUAUUAAAGCCAAGCCAUUCAAAUUGUAGAUCUACACUCAUUUGAAAAAGAGUCUUGCUGGCUGUCACUACACUUCUUUUCAUCUUUUAAAUGUACUAUCCUAUUUUUAAUUUUCAUGCUCUGAAAGUAAUAUCAAAGAGUAAUUAAUUAGUUGAUUUCAUCAACAACACAGCAUGUUAUUUAUUAUAGGGAUUAUAUACCCAUUGGUUUCUGUUGGUGAGGCGUGUUCAAUAGUGUGAAAUCAAACACUUUGAGACUGUGAAGCCGACUGCUGCACUUGUGAUUGACAGUAAGGGAAAUGAGACACGAGCCAACGCAGAUCCUACUGGACGACAGUACAGAGAACAGGAUGUGUAACAAACGGCUGACAUCCUUGUGGUGAAACUGGAUAUUGUCUUAAUUUGAAGAAACAAACAAAGUUGCCUCAAGGAUUUAGGGAAUAUGCUGAGGAGUGUUCAACCUUUGACCUCCAGCUGUUUCUCUCUGCACUUUUCACAGAUGUUAACCAAUGGUACUUUAAUCUGCCAUGUCAUGCUUGGAACUAUUUUUCAAGAUAAUAAUCAGCAGAUUAAAAUGGGUCCAUUGGCCUUAGAAUGAACACCCUUGUAUGUUUUGGAUGUCCAACGUGUCCCAUUAGUGUGGAGAUAUUUACAUGCAUUCAAAUGUAGCAGGCGGCACUGAAUUACAGCAAAGAACCUCUGAACAGAUCGUGAGGUACUUUUCUCCUACAAUAAAGGACACCACGUAUGUGUGAGUAGACAUUUAGAAUUUAAACAUCGAUAUGAAAAUGCACAUUAUUGUGAAAAUAUUUUGACGAUUUUGCCUAACUACUUAUAAGCAAGUAUUGGUACAGCUUAAUGUACGUACAGAGAUUAAUUUAGUAUUACAGUAUUUUUAGAGUUCUUAUUACUAUGAAAUCUAAUAUAUAAUAUACGUCUAUGAGUGUCACAAUCUUUGACUUUGAGUGCAGGUUAGUUAUAAUACGUCACGUUUAGGUACGACAAUCGAUGUUUGUAUUGUUUCUUGUACAUUUUAUGAGAUUAUUUAACUUUGGUGGAACAUUUUUACUCUGAUAAGGAAAGAAGCAGCACGUUACAUAUUCACAAAUAAUGUAUUUGUUUGUGUGUGGUAUGGCUAAUAAUGCUGUAUAUUCUAUAUUUGUAUAUACCUGCUGCUCUGCUCCUCUGUCCUUUUUUAUAAGAUCCUUCGGAAAGCCCAACAAUUUGGGCACGUUCAGAUAAUUAGAUGAAUUCAAGACUAAAUGUUCCACCAAAGGGAACUGAGCCAUUUUUUUGGUCUUUUUUCCAAAUGGCUUUAUUAUUAUUACUAUUAUUAUCAUUGUCUACUUGACAACACUUUUUACUGUUUGUAAAUGUUGAAUAAUUGACAGUUUUACAAUAUUGAAUGUCCAACAGAGACUAGUUUUGUGAUGUUUUUGAUAUAUUUAAAAGAAAAUACAUAAUGUAAGCCUACUUGUGAAUUAUUGUAACAGAAUGAAUGCAUUUUGUCAGAUUGUUUAGUUGAAUAUGAAGGCUGUCAUAUCAGACUAGCACUUGUUAUGAAUUGUAUUGCAGUUGUCUUAAAAUAUGUUCAUCACUAAGAUCUUUUAUUUCAGUAUUGAUUCAUUGGCAACCAUAAUUCAUGCAAGGGAAGACACAUAAAAUGAAGCUCCCGUUUACACGUUUUAAAUUUAAUUUAAAAGAACAAAAUAAUUUUAAAAUGUUUUAAAUAAUGAUUAGAAUAGAAUAAAUUGUCCCUAAAUAAUCUGUAAAUCAUAAUUUAGGUUUACAUACUUUUUUCCUUCUUUCAACUACGGUUUAAAAAGUAUAGUUGAUUUAAACAUAUUUUAUCAUAUCUGUUUAAAUGUCAUGCCAAGAGGUUUUGUACUAGAUGAUUCUUAAUAAUGGGGUUUUAGUGCAACAGAUGCACUGUUAAAAUGUUGGAGGCAAAAGAAAUGUGAUAAUUAUCCGAUAAAUGCCUGUAUCCUAAACAUAAAAGCUACACUUUGACACUCGUGGGUAACUUGUUACAAUGCCUGCUUGUCCAGGAAAAAAAGGCUGAAACUAUUAGUUGUGAAAUUGUUUAGUUGAUCAGUAGAAAAUAAAUCGACAACUAAUCUGUUCAUCGGUAAAUGGUUUAAAUCUUUGUUCAUGCAGAACUGUAAUUUGCAGCGUCGCAAAUUUGCUCUUAGAUUAAUUUUUGCAUUUGUGAGAGAAUGGCACUCUCCAUGUCCUCGCCAUCGUCAUCCUUGUUAUACAGCCACAACCAUCAUUAUUAACGAUUGUGUUUCCAGGAGAUGAUUUACAGCAGCUUGUGAUGCUACUUUGUGCUUUCACUCAGCUGUCAGUGGUCUUUUCUGUAAACGCCUGUAUUCAGAUGUAAUAAUAAUAAUCUCAAUAACCUAGUCAUCGCUAUUGAGAGACGCAACGGCACCAAAGCAAACAGUUGGACUCCAGUACUUGUUGUGGUUCCACGACUCAAAGAAUGUUCUCUUUAUUCUGCUGUGAUGUUGGGAGGUAGUGGCUGUUUUAGAGUUGAAAUGCUGUAUCACUUAGAGGUCGUAUUGGAUCAUAGAAGACUGUUGUAUCUUGAGACCAAUAAAUAACGUGCAAUAACAAUUUA
Cyclopterus lumpus (lumpfish) is the source of this 5257-nucleotide messenger RNA. Its product is annotated as sodium/potassium/calcium exchanger 3. Bases 445 to 2304 code for a protein of 619 amino acids. Gene Ontology annotation, cellular component: membrane. The transcript has 17 exons. The record is from RefSeq and is a predicted model, not a curated record. Gene Ontology annotation, molecular function: calcium channel activity; calcium, potassium:sodium antiporter activity. Gene Ontology annotation, biological process: calcium ion transmembrane transport; intracellular calcium ion homeostasis. NCBI's taxonomy places the organism in Eukaryota, Metazoa, Chordata, Actinopteri, Perciformes, Cyclopteridae.